CAAAUGAUUAUAUAAAACUACACAAACCAUCCUUUGUAAUCUACUACUCCCUCUCACACUACACAACACAUAAUUUAAAAAUCCCAGUUAUCCAUGCAGAAACCUGUGCUUAAUUGAAGGAACAAAACCCGCUCAUUAAGCUUAAUUUUUUUUUCUUUAUGUUCCUUAAACCAUAAUUUCCAUCGAGUUUCGUAAAUUCUGUUCUGUUUUGUCUCUCUAAUUACUCCUUUUUUUAUUCCUUCCAUAAAAUCUAACUGCUGGUUCAAAGCACUAGAUUUGCCUUGGUCUUUUCCUGUAAAACUGUAUAUAUAAAAGUUAAAGGAGUUUGUUGAAGAAGCAUGGAGCCCUUGAAGCUGAAAGGGAUCAUAUAAAUAUUCUGAGUUUUCAUCAGGGGUACAAGUAAUCAUCCAAAAAAAGCUAGAGAAUUUUAUAUUUUUUUUUAUCAAAAAUUGGGAUUGUUGAAAUUAUAAGUUGAAGAAAUGGAAGGUGGGAUUUAUUCAGCUGGGAAAAAGGGUGGUUUUCUUGAUUAUUUAAUGGAAGAUCAAGAACAGAAGCUGGUGCCGUUAAUGCCAGCAAUACCUGAACCACAAACACCAAAGGAACCUAUGGAGUAUUUAUGUAGAUCAUGGAGUCUAUCUGCUUCAGAGAUUUCUAAAGCUCUUGCUCAGAAACAGAAACAAUUUUUGGUUGAAAAGCGAACUAAUCAUAUAUUUCCAGCAGAUACAGUUGUUCCUCCACAAUUUACAGGGUCGAAGGUGAUAAGUUCGAUGCAUUCGAGAAAGACGGGAUCGAUAGGGAAGUGGUUCCACCACAAGGAGCUGAGCAGUAGUACAGUGAAGAAGAAAGAUAAGGCACGGAUCGAAAAUGCGCAUAUGCAUUCUGCUAUAUCUGUUGCUGGACUAGCUGCAGCUUUGGCCGCUGUUGCUGCUGCUGCUGGAAACUGUAGUGACUCGGGAUCGAAAAUGAGCAUGGCUUUGGCUUCAGCUACAGAACUUUUGGCAUCACACUGUAUAGAAUUAGCAGAAUCAAUUGGAGCAGAUCAUGAUCGUGUAGCUUCUGUUGUCAGAUCAGCUAUAGAUAUUCAUAGUCCUGGUGAUCUGAUGACCCUUACAGCUGCUGCUGCAACAGCUUUACGGGGAGAAGCAGCACUAAAAGCAAGAUUGCCGAAAGAAGCACGAAAGAAUUCUUCAAUCAGUCCCUACGAUCGGGGACUGGCGGAUGCCUACUGGGGUUCUGCUUCCUCUACCGGUAAUGGAGUAGAAGUGCAGGCUCCUUCCUGUGAUGGAGAACUAUUGCAACACACAAGAAAAGGAGUGUUGCGAUCGAAACGCAUAUCUGUCUACAUCAACAAGAAAUCACAGAUCAUAAUUAAGAUCAAAAGCAAACAUGUUGGAGGAGCUUUCUCCAAAAAGCACAAAUGUGUUGUGUAUGGUGUCUGUGAUGAGACUACAGCAUGGCCUUACCGAAAAGAAAGGGAAAGUUCUGAAGAAGUUUAUUUUGGCCUCAAGACUGCACAGGGUCUUCUAGAGUUCAAGUGCAAAAGCAAGAUUCAUAAGCAAAGAUGGGUUGAUGGAAUUCAAAGUCUUCUUCGUCAAGUCAGCUGUGUCGAAGCAACAGAACCGUCACUAGAAUUUCUAAACAUAAACAAUACCACAUAGUAUGUGAUCCAUUUUUUGCAUAUGAAGACGUCCAAGAGAGUUUAUCAAUCACCAAUGAUCUAUAUAGUGUGACACAAUGAUGUACAUGUGAAAAUUUUGUUUAAUAACCAUUAAAUAUAUAUAGUCUUCAAGUUCAAACAAAACCAA
Molecule: messenger RNA, 1805 nt
Organism: Mercurialis annua (annual mercury)
Lineage: Eukaryota; Viridiplantae; Streptophyta; Magnoliopsida; Malpighiales; Euphorbiaceae
Product: VAN3-binding protein
Exons: 6
Coding region: 480-1658 (392 amino acids)
Biological process (GO): auxin-activated signaling pathway; phloem or xylem histogenesis; leaf vascular tissue pattern formation
Source: RefSeq, a predicted model, not a curated record